CGCAAAACCAUUGUGUCUAUUAUACUCAUCAUGCUUUCUUCUGAUGACCUUCAAAAUAACAUUUCAGACGAAAUGUUAAAUAGUAAUCUCGAUAAUGAUAAUGAUGAGUCUAAAACAGGGAAUCAACCUGAUUUACAAGAAGAUCAACAUGUCAUUUCAAAAUUAACAGAUCUCGAUGGUGGGUUUCAAUGCUUACUAAAUAAAGUCAAAUGUGAUAUGCAAGCAGCAAAAGAUGUUGCCUAUUUUUUAAAGAAAAGAGCUGCUAUUGAAGAAGAGUAUGGGAAACAGAUGAUUAAAUUAUCUCAAUCUAUGAUAGAGUCUUACGAUAAAAGUCACACAAAAGUAUCAAGUUAUGGUCAAGCAUGGUGUCAGUUUUUAAGGGUUCAUGAAAAGAUUGGUGACCAACGAGUGAAGUUUUCGAAUGAUAUAUCUGAAGUAUCAGACGAUGUACAAAUUAUGUAUAAAGAUACCGAGAAGAGUAGAAAGCAAGUGAAAGAAAUGGGUAUACGACAUGAACGAACUCGAUUAGAUGCUGAAAACUUGUUAGAAAAAUGUAGACAAAAAUAUGAUAUUCUUAGUGAAGAAUGGGAAAGAGCUAUAUUAGCAAAUAGUCAUCAAGAUUCUGAGCAUUUACCAAAGAAAAAUAGUCUUUUUAAAAGUAAUAAAACACCUGCACAGUUAAAGCGUCAAUUAGAUGAGUCAUGUGUUAAAGCAAGUCAGGCACAAACAGUUUAUAAAAAGCAAUUAAAUGCCACUAAUGCCACACGUCAAGAAUAUUUUCAACUUCAAUUACCCGCAAACUUACUUACGUUAAAAAGUAUAAGUGAUGAAUGUUGUGCAGCUAUUCGAUAUCAAUUAGCAAGAUAUGGUUAUUUAUUUGAAGAAUCUUUGACAUUAGAUGGACUAGCGAUAGAUAAUGAUGAAGGCAAGGGUCUAAGAUCUUUAACAGAGAAAAUUGAUUUUGCAACAGAUAUUGUACAAGUUGUAAAUGAUUUCAGUAAUCGUACAUAUACUAUAAAAAAGUCAGAUAUACCCUAUAAGGAAUAUUCAAUGUCUUUAACAGCUUUAAACGUAUUAAGACCCAAGCCAGUAUUUGGAAUCGAUUUAACUACAUUGAUGCAGCGUGAUGGAUAUGAAGUUCCCCUUAUAGUUAGUAAAUGUGUUGAAGCAAUAGAGUCUAAUGGUGUAAAAACAGUUGGACUCUAUCGUAUCUCAGGAACAAAUACACAAAUUCAAAGAUUAAAGAAUGAAUUCGAUAGAGAUUGUGCAUCUGUAGAUUUAACAACAGAAGAAAACAGUUUAGAUAUAAAUAACAUUACAAGUCUAUUAAAGCUAUGGUUUCGAGAAUUACCUGAUCCAUUAUUUCCUCGUUCCUCAUAUCAUCAUUUCAUGAAUGCUGCUAGGAUUGAAAAUGAUCGAAUGAGAGUAUUGGGUCUCCAUACUAUCAUCAAUGAUUUACCAGAUGCAAAUUACGCAACUUUAAAAUAUAUUAUGAGGCAUCUUUAUUUGAUUCAACAAAAUCAAGAAUAUAACAAAAUGACAGUUGCAAAUCUAUCAACUAUAUUUGCAAUGACGUUAAUGGGAGGAGAACAAAGUCCUAAUCGGUCGUCUUCAUCUUUACAAGAAAGUCAGAAUUUUUCUGAUACACAAUGGCAAGUGAAAGUUAUUCAAACGAUAUUGGAAAAUUAUCGCUUAAUAUUUGAACCAGAUGAGGAAUAAAUAAAUAAAAAAU
Cokeromyces recurvatus is the source of this 1732-nucleotide messenger RNA. Its product is annotated as Rho GTPase activation protein. Gene Ontology annotation, biological process: regulation of GTPase activity; signal transduction. NCBI's taxonomy places the organism in Eukaryota, Fungi, Mucoromycota, Mucoromycetes, Mucorales, Mucoraceae. The record is from RefSeq and is a predicted model, not a curated record. Bases 31 to 1719 code for a protein of 562 amino acids. The transcript is spliced from 9 exons. Gene Ontology annotation, cellular component: cytoplasm.